This is a messenger RNA of Orbilia oligospora ATCC 24927, 1347 nucleotides long. RefSeq lists its product as uncharacterized. Lineage: Eukaryota; Fungi; Ascomycota; Orbiliomycetes; Orbiliales; Orbiliaceae. The record is from RefSeq and is a predicted model, not a curated record. Gene Ontology annotation, molecular function: O-methyltransferase activity. Bases 1 to 1347 code for a protein of 448 amino acids. The transcript has 4 exons.
AUGGUUCACACAGCCCAGGAUUCUGCUGCAGGCCCAGCACCUAUACUUCGUCCGAAACUUUCUGAGUUGGCCGCCCAGAUUGCUGAAAAUGCAAAAAUUCUUGAGGAUUACAUCGAAUCACAGGGUCUCCCGUACCCAUCAUUCGCUGCAGACGGACCAGCAAAGUUCCCUCUGCCACCCGCAGGGUCAACGCCGGAGGUUGAAAAGCUACACGCUGCAAGGAUUCAAGUCCUAGAAGCCUCCAAGUCUAUGUUGGAUCUAACUGCAGGCCCAAGUGAAAUGCUUCAAUGGCUUGUCUGGGGAUUUAAUGACACCUCGACUAUCCAUGUCAUCCAUCACUUCAAAAUCGCCCAGCAUGUUCCAGAGACCGGUGAUAUUUCGUUCACCGAGCUGAGCGAAAAGAUCAACGUCUCGUCUCUCAAGCUUCGUCAAAUUCUUCGCUAUGCUAUGACAAACCGCAUAUUCUGCGAGCCCCGCCAAGGGUACAUUGGCCAUACUGCCUUAUCUCUACUUCUCCGCAAUGAAGAUUCGCCGGAGUGGGCAUGGAUAGGCUACAAUACCGAAGAACUUUGCCGUACUGGACCUGCCCUCGUACCAUGUCUUGAGAAGUACCCGCAUAGCCAAGAACUCAAUGAAACGCCCUGGUCUGUGGCACACAAAGACCAAGGGUUCUUUGAGUAUAUGGAUGAGAACCCUGAAAGUGCGAAGCGGUUUGGUGUAUGUAUGUCUCUAUGGAGUUCCGGAGAUGGAUUGAAGGUUGCGCCUUUGGUCACAGGUUACGAUUGGGGGAAAUUGCCCGAGGGUGCAACAGUAGUCGAUGUUGGUGGUGCUACCGGAUUCGUUUCUCUUGAGAUCGCAAAGGCAAAUCCAUCCCUGAAAUUCAUAAUUGAGGACAUUGCCCCUCUUUCUCUAGAACAAGGCAAGAAGAACCUAGCCCGAGAUCACCCUGAUCUCGUAGAAAGAUUUGAAUUUCGCCAGCAUGAUUUCAUGACCGAACAGCCAGUCAAAGGUGCCGAUGCAUAUCUGGUUCGAUUUAUUCUUCACGACUGGCCGGAUAAAUAUGUUCACCAGAUUUUGAAGAGCUUAAUCCCAGCUUUCAAGAAUGGAACUAAGCUUAUUGUAAGCGAUUUCGUUAUACCGCCAGCGAAUGUUUUGCCUCCGAGAGAGGAGCGGACGGUUAGAGCAUUGGAUCUUGUCAUUUUCAAGGCCUAUAACUCGAAUGAACGAGAGGAGGCAGACUGGAGAAGACUAUUUGCGGAAGUAGAUACAAGACUCCGGGUUGACAGCAUAACAAGGCCGGCUAACUCGUUAUUGUGGGUCCUGGAGCUUACCUUUGUUGACGAGUAA